AUGGGCCCCACCAGGUACCCCAGAUGCCUUCACUAGAAGUCCAUAUGAUUGGACCACCAUAUCCACCACUCUGAGAGGUCAAGGUUCAGCAGGAGUCAACACAUCUGUAUGGACCCAGCCACCAUCCUCCCGACCACCACCAGUUCCUACCCGCCCCUGGCAACUGGCUCCUACCAGUCCCUGGCAACCGGCUCCCUCCAGUCCCUGGCAACUGGCUCCCUCCAGUCCCUGGCAACCAAGUUCAGUUCCUACCCGUCCCAGGCAACCAAGUCCAGUUCCUACCCGUCCCAGGCAACCAAGUCCAGUUCCUACCCGUCCCAGGCAACCAAGUCCAGUUCCUACCCGUCCCUGGCAACCAAGUCCAGUUCCUACCCGUUCCAGGCAACCAAGUCCAGUUCCUACCCGUCCCAGGCAACCAAGUCCAGUUCCUACCCGUCCCAGGCAACCAAGUCCAGUUCCUACCCGUCCCAGGCAACCAAGUCCAGUUCCUACCCGUCCCUGGAAACCAAGUCCAGUUCCUACCCGUUCCAGGCAACCAAGUCCAGUUCCUACCCGUCCCAGGCAACCAAGUCCAGUUCCUACCAGUCCCAGGCAACCAAGUCCAGUUCCUACCCGUCCCUGGCAACCAAGUCCAGUUCCUACCCGUCCCUGGCAACUAAGUCCAGUUCCUACCAGUUCUUGGCAACCAAGUCCAGUUCCUACCCAUCCCAGGCAACCAACUCCUACCCGGCCACCAUCAGUCUCUACCCAUCCCUGGCAACCAGCUCCCACCCGUCCCUGGCAACCAGCGCCUACCCGGCCACUACUGCCAAUUCCUACCCGGCCCUGGCAAACAGCCACUACCCGCCCUCGGCCACCACUGCCAGCUCUUACUCGUCCCUGGCAACCAGCUCCUACCCAUUCCCCACCACCAGCCCCUACCCAGCCACCAACAGCUCCCAUGCAGCCAACACCACCACCAGUCUGCCAUGCUGCCGUCUGUCUUAACGGUGGGACCUGCCAUGAGCUGCAGAGGCCCAGUGGAGCUCUGUCCUUCUACUGCGACUGCCCCCUACACUUCACUGGACGCUUCUGUGAGAAAGAUACCACAAUAUUCAUCCCCUCGUUCAACGGCACAUCGUACUUGGAGCUGCCUCCCCUUGGCUCUCUGCUGCAGUCUCCUGGUGCCAGCGCAGAUCCCUCUCACCCUGCCAAAGACACCACUGUUACCCUGUAUCUGACUGUCAAAACCAGAGCUACACAGGGCACCAUCC
Molecule: messenger RNA, 1253 nt
Organism: Oncorhynchus mykiss (rainbow trout)
Lineage: Eukaryota; Metazoa; Chordata; Actinopteri; Salmoniformes; Salmonidae
Source: RefSeq, a predicted model, not a curated record